Messenger RNA from Scomber japonicus (chub mackerel), 3416 nucleotides. RefSeq names its product paxillin-like. The coding region runs from base 157 to 1737 and encodes 526 amino acids. The transcript has 11 exons. Gene Ontology annotation, biological process: endothelial cell migration; substrate adhesion-dependent cell spreading; transforming growth factor beta receptor signaling pathway. The record is from RefSeq and is a predicted model, not a curated record. NCBI's taxonomy places the organism in Eukaryota, Metazoa, Chordata, Actinopteri, Scombriformes, Scombridae.
AGGAGAGGAACUUGAGAACUUCACCGCAUUCAGAGCCAGGAGAUCUGUGAUCGGAGAUUUUGGGUGGUUGGACACUGAAUCGGCGACUACAGUCCAGCUGUGAUCGACAGAGGAGGACCGGUGUGGCUCUCGGCAUUGGAAGGAUUUCCGGCCAACAUGGAUGAUUUAGAUGCUUUGUUGGCGGACCUUGAGUCCACAACGUCCCACAUUUCAAAGCGUCCACUGUUCCUUACUGACGAAAACGCCUAUUCCCUCCCUGUUGGGAGUCAGACUCAGCAAGAAGUCUGCUCUCCACCCCAUGUCCCACCCACUCCCUCUGAGCAAACCCUGAACGGACUUGACGAAACAGAGUCUUUCAGCUCAGCUCAGAGAAGCCCCUGGUCUAGAGAUAGCAGCAGUCCAACCCAACCGCUUGGUGAGGAGGACCACGUAUACAGCUUCCCCAAUAAGCAGAAAGGUAGUGACUCAUCAGCCGGCAUGACCUUAUCCAUGGGCAGCAACCUGUCAGAGCUGGACCGCCUGCUGCUGGAGCUCAACGCUGUACAGCAAAGCACCCCUGCCUUUGCCACAGAAGAAGAGGCAGCUCCACCACUACCUGCCAGUAGUGUAGUCCACCAUAUCCAGGAGAAUGGAGUCUCCACUGCAGGCAAGGUAGCGCCACCUGUACUGGAGAAGCCCAAACGCAGCGUGGCAGCUCGAGGGAUAGAGGAUGUACGACCAAGUGUAGAGAGCCUUCUAGAUGAGCUGGAAAGCUCUGUGCCCACACCUAUUCCCACACCUUUGGGGGUAUCAGACGAACAAGAGGAAACACCAGCACAGCAGCAAGCCAGAAUGUCUGCCUCCUCUGCCACACGAGAGCUAGAUGAGCUAAUGGCUUCCCUGUCUGACUUCAAAGUCCAGAGCAAUAUCCAGUCGCAGGGAAAGAUUUCUCCUACUGGUCCACCCAAACCAGCCAACAAACUGGACAACAUGCUGGGAAGCCUGCAAUCAGACCUCAACAGACUCGGAGUCCAGACUGUGGCUAAAGGCGUCUGUGGUGCCUGCAAGAAACCCAUUGUUGGACAGGUGGUGACUGCCAUGGGCAGAACGUGGCACCCUGAGCACUUUGUGUGCACCCACUGCCAAGAAGAGAUAGGCUCCAGGAACUUCUUUGAGCGUGACGGGCAGCCUUACUGCGAGAAAGACUAUCACAACCUGUUCUCACCAAGAUGCCACUACUGUAAUGGACCCAUACUGGAUAAAGUAGUGACUGCUUUGGACAAGACUUGGCAUCCAGAGCACUUCUUCUGUGCCCAGUGUGGAAACUUUUUUGGACCUGAAGGUUUCCAUGAGAAGGAUGGAAAGGCAUUCUGCAGAAAGGACUACUUUGACAUGUUUGCCCCGAAAUGUGGCGGUUGUGCACGUGCCAUCCUGGAGAACUACAUCUCUGCUCUCAACUCCCUCUGGCACCCUGAAUGCUUUGUCUGCAGGGAGUGCUUUACGCCAUUUGUAAACGGCAGCUUCUUUGACCACGACGGCCAGCCGUACUGCGAGGCGCACUACCACGAACGGCGCGGCUCACUGUGCUCUGGCUGCCAGAAAGCCAUCACUGGCCGCUGCAUCACAGCCAUGGGCAAGAAGUUUCACCCAGAGCACUUUGUGUGUGCUUUCUGCCUCAAGCAGCUUAACAAGGGCACCUUCAAGGAGCAGAAUGACAAGCCCUACUGCCACGGCUGCUUCAUUAAACUCUUCAGUUAAAUCGUGUGUACACCCAUGCACACAUUUAAUUACAUGUCUAAAUGCACGUGUGGAUGUGUGCGCGCUCACAUGAUAUGUAUGGUUUUUUUUGAGACAGAUGGUGUUAUGUUGUGGUGGAUCAUCAUUAGAAAGGUGAAAAAUGUCUCUGACUAUCAGUUCUUGACUUGACACUGAAGGGAUUUCCCUGGCUGUCCAACCUCUCAGGCUUGGCAUUUCACACUUUUGCUAAAGACAUUUUAACAGAGCCCAAAGAGAUUUUUAUUUGAGUUUUAUUCCUGCGCUGCGUGCAGCAAAGAGAAUAUGCUAAUUUCCCCUUGUGUGUGAGUAUGUAUAGGAGCAUAUGAGGGUAGCAUUUAGACUCCCUCAGAGCCCUGUUUUGUAAAUGGUUUUAUUCCCCCAUUGCAGGGCAAGAUUUUGCAUUACAUGGUGAAAUAGUUUUAUGCAGGUAAGCUUGAUUGCAUGGACCAUGGAGAGUUGACUUACAGCAAGCAGUUAUGAAAUAUGUUGAGUGUUGAGUGUUGGAUACCCAGUGCUUGCCCAAUGAGUGUUGGAAUAACCUAUGAAAAAGAUGUAUUUUUCUAGUCUUGGAAACUGUUGAGGUGCCAUUUAAAAGAGCCAUGAAAACACCCCAUAUAUGUAUGUACAUGCACACAGACACACACUGAACUUCUUCACUUCUUUAAGAUAAUAGUUCAAUCUCUUUGCACACUCCAACCGCAGAUCUCUUGAUGAGACCGUCUUAAGGUGCAUUUUACAGUUUCAGAUAUGAGUUUUUAUUUUUCUACUGUCCUAUUUUUCCUAUGAAAAUUAAUGCAGAUGUUCACAUUCAUGCUCAUGUAACUUCAUUUAUUCCCAGUGGAACAGUAAUCCAACAUUUAGUUGCCUGGCAGUUCUUUCACAGCUGGUUACUAGUAGAUUUCUAUCACAGAUUCCUAAAAUCAUCAUAUUGAACUUUCUUUUUCCUGUACCAACUUGCAACUGUUUUUAUUUUACUACUGCAAAGUAUGUGUUGUCAUUUAUGCCAAUAAUGUUCAAAUAAACUUUUGGAAGUAAUGAUGACAAAAAUGUAGGUCAAAAAGAAUAACAUGUACCAUGGUCAUAAAUGUUGAACCUUUGGUGCAGUUUUUGUUUUGUUUUUUAGAAAAGAAAGAAUUCAAAAUUCAGAAGAAUUCUAUUCAGAAAAAAAUCUGUUUCAGUUCAACAUGUUUUCAUCAUUUUACUGUUGCUACUGUUGUGAAUGAAUCACUGUAUUAAGGCUGGUUCAAAAUUUAAAAUUUGGUUGUGUUAACAUUAGUAGAGAAUUUGGAUUAAAAGCACGCUACUCUCUAUUAUGUAGAGUUUUAUCAGCACUAGCUGCCAGUUGCUGCUACAGUCAGAAUCUAAAUUUAUAUACCUGUAUUAUGCUCAACCUUGUGACUCAACUGGGUUUUGUCACUGUUUUGAUGAGAAUAUAUAUUUUUGAGCUGUUGGUGCUCACAUUGAUAUGCAAAGAGCUGGCUCUAUUGGCAUGUAGGCUAACAAUAGUUGACCCUGUUACUCACAAACACAGACACACCAGUUUAGAUUCCAGUGUGUCAGACUUCCAAGGACACACAGCCCUCCAUGUUUUUAGUAUGAGUCAUGAACUAUGAUCCUGCUGUAUGAGUUGAUAUCAGUGCGAGACUCACUGGUGGCAGCUG